AAAAUUUGCUAUCAACUCUUGUUCUAGCCAAAAAAAAAAAAAAAAAAAAAAAACAAUUGCUUAACAACACCGAAACCCAAAACAACAGGAGUCUCGCCGCAAGGAACGGAAUUACACCCGGUGGCGAUUGAGGUCACUGACUCUCAUCUCGCCGAAACCACUCCGAACCCGUUACCGAACCGUACCUGUUGUGCAAUGCCUCAAUCUCCGCCGGCCGAAGUCUCCGAUUCGUCUAUUGAUGAUGACGAUCAAGUCGAAGAAGUAGGAGACGAUGACGACGAAAAACAACAAGUUCAGGAGAAAAGCGAUGACGAUAUGUCAGUUUCAACCCCUGAAGCUAAUGAUGAUGAUCAUCAAAAAGACGCUGUUAGAGAUGACUUGAAAUCUCAGAGAUGUAAUGGGAGCUUUGGAUUAAGUUCAUCUACUAGAGAGAAAUUAUCGGAAAAUGUAGCUUUUUCUGAGAGUUAUAUAAAUGUAGACUUUGCAGUAAACAAAACAGAUGGUGAAACACUUUCAGCAAAGAGCCCCAAGAAAUACCACAAAGAACAAACUUUGGAUGUCAAUCCUGAUUUGCGUGUUAGCGACAUCACAAACGCUAAAAGGUCCAAUUCAUCUUUUGCUGAAGGAAAAGAUAUGGGUGCUGUUUUACUGAUGAAUAAUUGUGUCAGGCAGAAAGAUGUUCUCUAUACGCAGUAUGAAAUUAAGCAAACGGCACUGCAGUCCUGCAAUGAUGAAAAGCGAAAAUUGUCAAGAUUGGUUGCAUCUGGGAAAGAGACUGGAAGUCACUCCCCUGGUGUUGAGAUCAUGGAUCAAAAUAAACGUCCUGCAGUCAUAUGCGACUUUUAUGCAAAAGGCUGGUGCAUCAAAGGUAGUUCUUGUAGGUUUCUGCAUGUGAAAGAUCGUCUUAAUAAUGAUCUUCUGCAAAGCGAGGUAGAUGGUGUUGCAGAUAAUAAAGUAGAAGUCCAACUUGAAGGUUUAAGAGAAACUACUCAGAAAUCGAGGUCACCUAGUUUUCCUGAAGCCUUAGCACCUUCAGUUGGAAAUAAUUCUGAUAGCAUCAAGUCAUUGGAACACUUAGAAAGAAAAGCCUCUCAUAAUAUUCUUGAAAUGCCUAAAUUUGUGUCUUUUCAGAGAGAAGUAUUUCCCCUUUCAUUUAAGGAUGUAGGAAGGGAAAAUAAAAGUCAAAUCAAGUCGGUUAAUGACUAUAGUGGCCGGAGCACUCUGACUAAUCGAGAUGGUCCUGUAUUAAAUAAAAGCUUGCAUCCGGAGUACGGAGUUUCUUCAAGUGGAAAUAUUAUAUCAUCAACCAAUUAUCAUUUUAUAAAUCCACCUUCUCAUUCUAGAAGUAUGGAGGAACCUACUAGCAUCCAAAGCCAACCUACACUCAAUAAUCAGACUUUAACUAGCCAAUCUCCAAAUUCAAGCUCAGGCAAUUCUCUUUUGACUACUGGCAUGCUAUCAUCCAGUCGUAUCUCAGCCUGGACAGAAUCUUCUCUUCCAUUAAGUUAUUCCUCUGUAAAACCAAGUCCUCUUGGCUUGAGAUCUUCAUUUCUUCAAAGUUCUUCUCACUAUGGUUCUGAACCAGAUAAUUUACCCUCAACAAAUCGUAUAUCUUAUUCGAAUGAUUGGGAGCCAUCUGUACCAUUUCAACCAUCUUUCUUAGUUCGCUCUAUGAUGUCAUCUACUGGAAGCCAGUAUGAUCCUCUUCGUGAUGUUGUUGAGUUAUCCAAGUCGGGGGACGUAUCCUUGAGAGCUUCCUACUAUAGUCAAGGGUCAUCAAUUGUAAAUAUAUUGCAUCCCCAAAAUCAUGGUGACGUGGUUCCAGAUGCCCCAGACCUAGCAUGUAAUGAUGAUAUGAAGUCUGUAUCAUCUCAUAAUACGUAUCAUGGGAAAGUCCUAGGUAAGAACUGCCAAACACAAGGAAAAGAUAUGAUUGAACUGGAGGUUGUGGGAACUUCUACUGGCUGGGAAAAAGGGUCCGUAGCAAAGCAAAAGAAUUCUUCAGGUUCAUUUGAUGUCAAGGACAUUACCGAAGCAACCAGUGAUGGUAGACAUCGAAGUCAGAAGCAUGGGCUGUGUGGUAGUUUACAUGUAAAAGCGGACCGCGUAGGACAAAAAAUUGAAACUGUAGCUGGACACAUUGUGGAAGGAGUAGUUGUACGUAAAGAAUCCAAAGCACAGUUGCAAUUUCGUUCUGCUCUCAUAGAUUUUGUGAAAGAGUUACUGAAACCAAAGUGGUGUGAGGGAGCUCUCAGCAAGGAAGCACAUAAAAAGAUAGUUAAAAAAUCAGUUGAGAAAGUACUCAGCACCUUGCAACCUGCACAGAUACCACCUUCAGUGGAAUUAGUUAAACAAUAUCUUGCUUCUUUCCAUGCAAAAAUAGAAAAACUUGUUGAGGGCUACGCUGGUAUAUAUGGCAAAGUAUGAGUGCUAGGCCAAGUUUAGUAUUUUGUAAAAUUUUGAACAACUUUUGCUAACAUAAGUAUGAAAAGAUUGUUUGUCUUAGAUGGAUGGAAUAAAUUGUGUCGCAUAUGUUGUUACAUUAUAUCAGUGGUUGAUUGAUAUCUUAUUAGCGGUCCAUUUUUAGGGUCUUUUUUUCCCCCAUGUUAUGUGAUUUAGAAAUUUUAGGUUUACAACAGAAGAUAACCCUAUAACUGUGAAUUAUUUCGUUUUGGUACAUGCUUUAUAUAUAUUGAAGCUUCCAUAAAA
Messenger RNA from Cannabis sativa, 2709 nucleotides. Its product is annotated as protein FRIGIDA-ESSENTIAL 1. NCBI's taxonomy places the organism in Eukaryota, Viridiplantae, Streptophyta, Magnoliopsida, Rosales, Cannabaceae. The coding region runs from base 196 to 2427 and encodes 743 amino acids. Gene Ontology annotation, molecular function: metal ion binding. The transcript has 5 exons. The record is from RefSeq and is a predicted model, not a curated record.